GUCUGCGGGCCUCCGAGGCAGCGGCUGGCUGGGCAGGAGCGGCGCGGCGGAGGGGACAAGAUCAGGGCAGGAGGCAGCCGGUGGGUGGUAAAAGGCAGAGCGCACUCACUCAGCAAGAUGCUGUCGUGGAGGCUGCAGACGGGCUCGGAAAAGGCCGAGCUACAGGAGCUCAACGCCCGGCUCUACGACUACGUGUGCCGGGUGCGGGAGCUGGAGCGCGAGAACUCGCUCCUGGAGGAGGAGCUGCGCGGCCGGCGUGGGCAGGAGGGCCUGUGGAUCGAGGGCCAGGCCCGCUUCGCCGAGGAGGCGCGCAGCCUGCGGCAGCAGCUGGAUGAGCUGAGCUGGGCCACGGCGCUGGCCGAGGGCGAACGCGACGCGCUGCGGCGGGAGCUGCGGGAGCUGCAGCGGCUGAGCGCCGAGGAGAGCGCCGCCCGCGGCCGUCUGGACGCCGAGCUGGGCGCGCAGCGGCGGGAGCUGCAGGAGGCGCUGGGCGCCCGCGCCGCCCUCGAGGCGUUGCUGGGCCGGCUGCAGGCCGAGCGCCGCGGCCUGGACGCCUCCCACGAGCGCGACGUGCGGGAGCUGCGCACCCGCGCAGCCAACCUGACUCUGCACUUCCGAGCUCGGGCCUCCGCGCCCCCGCCGCGCCUGCGGGAGGUGCAGGACAGCUACGCCCUGCUGGUGGCCGAGUCGUGGCGCGACACCGUGCAGAUGUACGAGGAGGAGGUGCGCGAGCUGGAGCAGGCGCUGCUCCGGGGCCAGGAGAGCCGGCGACGGGCCGAGGAGGAGGCGCGGCUGUGCGCGCACGAGGCCGACGCGCUGCGGGCCGAGGCGCGGGAGCUGGAGUUGCUACGCGCGCGCCUGGAGGACGAGCUGCUGCGGAUGCGCGAGGAGUACCAGCUGCAGGUGGAGGAGCGGCAGAGAGUCAUUGACUGCCUGGAGGAUGAGAGGGAAGCCCUCACCUUGGCCAUGGCUGACCGGCUGCGGGACUACCAGGAGCUUGUGCAGGUGAAGACUGGCCUUAGCCUGGAGGUGGCCACGUACAGGGCCUUACUGGAAGGAGAAAGUAAUCCGGAGAUAUUGAUUUGGACUGAGAACGUCGAAAACAUGCCACAAGAAUCCAGAAACACAUCUUAUCAAUACACUGACUCCAUAUUACAGAGGAAAAAUGAAAAAAAUCUGUUUUCAAGGCCGAAAGCACCUUGGGCAUCUCUAAAUCACACUCUGUAUUUGAACGGGUCAGGGCACCUUGGAUCUGAGACAACGUCAUCUAUUGGAAGUGCUGCCAGGAGGGGGUUCCUGGCCUCAGGAUAUUCUUCCUCGGCCACUACCCAGCAGAAAAACUCUUAUGAAAAAACCAUUACCAGUCAAGCCAAUCUCAGAGCUAUCUCUCCAACUUGUGGUCUUAUAAGAAACACUGAUGCUCAACUGAAGACAUUCCCUGAUCGACCAAAACCCAAAGGCAGUGGGGACCCCCCUGCCCGCUUUGGUACAGUGUCUACUGUUGCCCGAGAGUCAUACCAAGAGCAAAGAGAUAAAGCGGCAGCAGAUGCUAUGCAUGGCACUCGGUCAAAUGAGAGGACUGUCACUGUGGAAAGAAAAAUAGAAGUGAAAUCCACCAGGGAACAAGAAAGAGACAGACCAGGAGCCAUCAAAAUAAAGCCAGAAGAAAAAAUGUUUGAUUCCAAAGAGAAAGCUUCAGAGGAACGAAAUUUGCGAUGGGAAGAACUGACGAAGUUAGACAAAGAGGCAAGAACAAGAGAAAGCCAGCAGAUGAGGGAACGGGCCAACGAGAAGGACUCACUGAAGGAGAAAAGUGUGAAGGGAAGGGACAUACCCAUCAGUCUAGAAGUAUCCCGAGGCAGCAGACAAGAUGUGUCUGAGAAAGGCUUGCAGACUCCGGGAAAGAAGGAUGCUGGUGACAGCAGGGGAAGAGAGGCAGAAACCAGAGGGACAAGGUUCCGGUUGGACACCAGCGACACCGCCAGCUCUCUGCAAGGUGAUUCCAUGACAGAGACCAUAGCAGAAAACAUUGUCACCACCAUCCUUAAGCAGUUUACCCAGUCUCCUGAUGUGGAAGAAACUGUUAAUUCUUUGCCAGACACAAAGGUCACUUACAUGAACAGGAAAGAGCUUCCUGGUGAAAGGAAAACAAAGACAGAGAUAGUUGUGGAGUCUAAACUAACAGAAGACAUUGAUAUUUCUGAUGAAGCCAGCCUGGACCACCUUUUAAGCAAAGAUAUCAAGGAAGUGGGGCUAAAAGGAAAAUCAGCUGAGCGGAUGAUAGGAGAUAUGAUCAACCUUGGUCUGAAGGGAAGGGAGGGAAAAGCCAAGGUUGUCAAUGUGGAGAUUGUGGAAGAGCCCAUGAGCUAUGUAGGUGGUGGGAGGGCGGAGGAGUUCUCCACCCCAUUCCAAGUGGAGGAGGUAGAUGAUUUAUCACCUAGUACCACGGGAGUGGUUGAAGAAGAGGGUGGUGAUGGAGAGACUGAUGUCACAUUCUCAGUGCAUCAGCAUCAAAGGACCAGGAAGCCCCAAGGAAACAUCUCUCACGUGGAAGAAGUGACCGAGGCAGGAGACUCAGAGGGAGAGCAGAGUUACUUUGUGUCGACCCCAGAUGAGUACCCUGGGGGGCAGGACAGAGAGGACGAAGGCUCAGUGUAUGGGCAGAUCCAUAUUGAGGAAGAGUCCACCAUCCGGUACUCAUGGCAGGAUGAAAUUGUACAGGGGACUUGGAGAAGGAAAAAGAGGGAUGAGACUGAGGGAGAGAAGGAUGUGAAGACCCUGGAGCUUGUAGCCCCUUCCCUGGGUGGAAGCUUGAGUUCCGCUCACUGGAAGGAAGAAGCUAGUGGUGAGUUACAUGCUGAACCUACAGUCAUUGAGAAAGAAAUCAAAAUACCACACGAAUUCCACACCUCCAUCAAAGGUGUCUUCUCCAAGGAGCCUCGGCACCAGCUGGCGGAGGUCAUUGGGCAGCUGGAGGACACCCUGCCUGAGCGCAUGAAGGAGGAGCUGUCCACUUUGACCAGAGAAGGUCAAGAUGAGCCUGGGAGCAUCUCCGUGGAUGUAAAGAAAGUCCAGAGCUCUUGUGGUGGUUCUGUGACCUUGCUUGCGGAGGUCAACCUUUCACAAACCGUCGAUGCUGAUCAGUUAGACCUGGAGGAGCUGAGCAGGGAUGAAGCUGGGGAAAUAGAGAAGGCGGUGGAGUCAGUGGUCAGAGAGAGCUUGUCCAAGCGGCCCAGCUCAACACCUGGAAGCCCACAAAGGGAAGAUGGAAAGGAGGUGCCAGCUGGUGGCAUUCGCUUUAAGCGCUGGGCCACCAGGGAACUGUACAGCCUGUCUGAUGAGACGGAUGGUGCCAGCCUGGCCUCUCACAGCUCAGAUAAGUCUACUGCCCAGGGCCCAGUGUCGGCUACCGUGGAAGUCACUAGCCCACGGGGCUUUGCCCAGUCUCAAGUGUUGGAGGACAUAAGCCAGUCUGUAAGGCACGUUAAACUCGGCCCCAGUGAAAUGUGGAGGACUGAGCAGGUCUCCUAUGGAGGACCCAUGGCACAGCGGGUGGAGGUAAGUGAGGACGGCAGCCAGGCAGUCGGCUCUGAGGGAGCCACACACUCUGUGGGGCACUUUACAGUGGGUCCUCAUCAAGGUCAAGUGUCCACAGAAAUCAUCUUCCAUGGCCUUGCCCCGGCCUGGCAGGAGGCAGGAGACACAGAAGAGCCUGACCAGACACGACUGUCUGCAGUGGACAAUACAACGGGGAGGCACAUCACAUUUGGCUCCAAGCAGUUUCCUGCUGAAAAGGGUCCUGAUUCUGGGACAGGAGAGGCUGGUGGUAACUUAGCAGCUGACAAGUCAGGGAGCACCCAAACUUCUGUCACACACUUCCAGUCAGGCCCUAAAGAAGGGCUCAGAGAGGAAAUACAGUUCACAGCUCCCCUCCCAGACAAGGUGGAAUGGGGCGUGCACAGAGACACAGAGUCACCAUGGGGCAGCAGCACAGCCGCCAGGCUCAUCAGGCCUCAGAGGCACCACACCUCCCAGCAGAUAGCUGCCCAGCCAGGGGGAAUCUCGGUCGCAGAAGUCAUUGUCCAGGGUGAGGACUCAGCAGAUGUAACCCAGGCCAUUCAUAGUGACACCUCAGAUAGAAAAAUCCUCGUGACUGAAAAGAGCACAUUCCAGAGGGUCAUUUCUGAAUCUCCCCAGGACAGUGUAGGAGAGCCUGGGGCAGAGGUGACAUCGGGCAUCAGUAGAACCUUUAGGCACAUUUGGCUAGGUCCUUCCGAGACAGAAACCUCUAAACACACUGUGGUCCAUGGACCCUUGGCUAAAACAUUUGCACUUGCUGGUUCAGUGGCCUCCCCUGAGCUAGACAAGUUAGCCAACAGCAGCAGCACACUAAGCCACAUUGCACUGGGGCCCAAAGAAACUUCGUUUACCUUUCAGAUGGAUGUGAGCAAUGCAAGGGCGAUCCACAGCUGGACCCAGGAGGCAGGGAUGGAAGUGGAAGCUCACCGUGUGUCCGACGGUAGUGGCUGGAUGGCCACUCACAGUAGGAGCGAGCAGCUGGCUGGCACGAGCUCUCAGGCUUCUGCUGGGGAUCGACACCAGAGCACAGAGGAGGCUGAUUUUGACAAGACGGUGCAGCUGCAGAGGAUGGUAGACCAAAGGUCGGUGGUUUCAGAUGAAAAGAAGGUGGCCCUCCUCUAUCUAGACAAUGAGGAGGAGGACGAGGGUGAUGGAUGGUUUUGAUAAGCAGAUACAGGGCCCCUUGUUUGGUGACAGAGCAACAUAUAAAAGGCUUUACUUAUUUUAUGAGUCAGGGGAGGCUCAUUGUCAAAACCUCCCUUUCUUGAGAACUCCAAAUGAUGUCAGUUUGCUUGAGUUGAUCUGUAAGGUUUCAGUUUAAUUCAUGCGUUUAAAGGCUUUGGAAUUUUGACUUUUGAGUUGGAACUUGUACAAGCACUUUUUAAUCUUUUGGUCUUAAAAGGUUCCUUUUCCUGAAGUUUUAUCUCCAUUUGUGGAGACACCUUCUACCAAUUUUGCACCUGGUCACAGACAUGGCUUAUAUAAAAAUGGAACUACUUAAUUACCUAUAGGCAAUAUGUCUUAAAAUUAACCAGAUUAAGAUAAUAUGUGUAAGAGUAGAUUUUGUUUGCAUGUGCUAAAUCAAAAUAAACUAACACUACAAAAAGAUAUCAUAGAAAAUAAGCAAGACUGUAUGUUUGAAAAAUCUACUGAAUGAUAUCUUUAGGAAAAAAAAUUAUUUGUCAGAGAUUUAAAAUUAUUUCCAGACCUCUAUGAAUUGCUUUCUAUGUGCAGAACUUAAAAAAGGGCAUAUGGAGGGGACAGCUGUAGUCUGUUGUGGUAUUUCCAGCCCGUAUUCCUGGCCUGUUUGCACAGGUUCCCCUGCACAGGUCCACAGGUGGGGGAAAUGAUGGCUGGGAAUGUUUACAGUACCAUUUUUUGCUUGUGGCAUUAGGCUAUGAGGAAGCACAGUCUGAACACUUUUCUCCUGACAUAAGCGAUGGGGUAGGCAGCUCCUGUGGGAGGCUGUGUUCUUGAGCAUUCUGUGCUUUAGCCUGCAGCACCAAAAUACUCACUCUCACUGGUGGGAGGCAACCCUGCAGGCAGCGAAGGGAGUGAUGAUGGGUAAACUACUUCUGGACUGUCAAGUUGGUCCUGGCAGGAACAUUGGAAACACCAGGCAGACUGUGCUUCUUAAAGGAGCCAUUCUCAACCUACCACUAAUGGAUUGGAGGUCUUUUUGAGCUCCAAGAAUAAGGAGUAUAAGAGUAACAGUAAGCCUCACGAAAGCUUUUUGCACUUUGAAUAGAAAUCACAAGAAUGGGAGUGUUCAUCUACGAAAACACGUGUUAGAUAGAAUAAGGUAUUUGAGGAAGGAAUUGGGUGUUCCUCAUGCAGACCAGCACCGAGGCACCAAGGACAGGCUCUGGAAGAUGACAAAGGCUCCACACUCAUGGGCUGUGGACUGUGGAUCAACAGGUGUGCACCACUGAGCUUAUAGCUGAGUGUGGUCCUUUGGACUUUCCUUUUACACACAAGUAUUAUUUUUUAGAGCUCUCAUCUUUUAAGGUGCAGCAUCACAUGAAAAUGAUCUCUAGCAGCAUGGCAUUCUUUUAGUCCACACUAGCAGCUUUCAAACAGUGCCUGAGCUGUGCUUCCCAUAGCCCAGGUCAUAGACCCAACUCAUACACUAGGGAACACAGAUCCGGGAUGAAGCCGUCUUCAUGGAGGGUAUGAUGACCGAGUCAGGAGUGUGGCACUAGAGAGUCUGCCUCCCCAUGUGUCUAACACAGCACACGUCCCCUCUCGUUCCAUCAAUGGCAAUAGCAGGUAGGCUAGAGAGAGGGAGUGAAUUUGCCACAUUGAUAAAUGAAGGAGAAAUACAGCAUGGCUUUCAAGAUGAUCCGUUCUGACAAUACACCUUGAACCAGGGCAUAUAAAGAAGCUGUUUGCACUGAAAGUUUAAACCUUUGUUUUCUAUCUGCCAAAACACUGAUUGUCAACCCAAUGUGGGGGUGACUGCUCUGUAGGGGCUCGCCAUCUCUAAUAUAAUCAAAGAUGAGCUGAUUAUGUUCCCCAUAAUCAGUGAUGGUAUUUGUCUAAGGGAGUUAUUAGGAUUUGGUCAAGGUGACGCCUCCUAUGUGAUGACCAGACAGACUGACAGUGUGGAGUUUAUUAUGCAUCUGAGUGGCUUAGCUGGAUGAAUUUGUAAAUGGAUGGUGAUGUGAAUAGGUUAUUAAUGUCAUGACUACUUCUACUUAUUUUGUGAAAUAAACAUCUUAGAUGUAAUUUUCAUCUCCAAGUUGGAAUGCACAUUAAGGCAACAUUCCAAAGUAUUUACCAGUAUGAAGUCAUGAGUUGUCACUGAUUGCUAGGACACCAGAAGCAGGACCUUUGUCCUUGACCUUGUAGCAAGUCACCCAAAGCUCAGUGUUUUUUGGAACUAGUCGCUUUGGAGGCAAGAGAAAUCAACAUUGUGGUUGGGCAGGGUGGGAACGUAAUCAGUCUUUUCCUAUUUAUUAUUGUUUGGACAAGACAUUAUUCAUUGACUGCUUCUCAACCUCCCACCGGUUGUUUUGGUAGUUUGUUUAAAGUGUCUAUUUAAAAUGGAAUCAUCUAAGAAGCUGAAUUUGCUAGCUUUACUGUUCCUUACAAAGGUAAAUGUCACAAGAAUGUAGAAAUAAAGAUUUGAGAAAAAACAAAACAAAACACUACAUUGUUCCUAAAGAGAAUGUUUUCCAUUUGGUUUUGGUGUGAUUUCUUAACCUCUAAUGGAUGCAGACAUGGGUGUACAUGUAUGUUUUGAAAAUAACACAGAAUUAGUGGUGACAGUGUAUUCUUCACCAAAAUCAGAACUCGAUGCUGUAGGCACACACUAGCAAGCAUGAACCAAGGGGCCUGCAUCCAAGUAUAGACUGAACAGUUGGUAACAAUGUCAUCACAACCUGAAAGACUAUUGUCAGCAGGAUGUGACCAAGACAGAGAGUCAAU
This is a messenger RNA of Jaculus jaculus (lesser Egyptian jerboa), 7509 nucleotides long. It is a transcript of the gene Synm, whose product is annotated as synemin. Lineage: Eukaryota; Metazoa; Chordata; Mammalia; Rodentia; Dipodidae. Gene Ontology annotation, biological process: intermediate filament cytoskeleton organization; fast-twitch skeletal muscle fiber contraction. Gene Ontology annotation, molecular function: vinculin binding; structural constituent of cytoskeleton; structural constituent of muscle. Gene Ontology annotation, cellular component: costamere; sarcolemma; intermediate filament. The record is from RefSeq and is a predicted model, not a curated record. The transcript has 4 exons. The coding region runs from base 118 to 4743 and encodes 1541 amino acids.